Molecule: messenger RNA, 2670 nt
Organism: Aureobasidium uvarum
Lineage: Eukaryota; Fungi; Ascomycota; Dothideomycetes; Dothideales; Saccotheciaceae
Source: the annotation of a GenBank genome assembly
AUGCCUCAUUUGAAGUUCUUUCUGUUUACAUUGCUUGGCUUUUCUGGUCAAGCAGUAUCUCAGCUGUACAGCAAUUCGACUAUUCCUGAAAAUAGAUCCGUAAAGAUCCAGUGGUUGGAUCAGAAGCCUGCCUACAAUCCUGGUACGACUUUUGGAGUGCCAUGGCCUCGAGGAAGAUAUCAGGCAAACGACACGAUCUUUGCGGUAUCGUCUGAGGGUAACCCUUCGGUCGCAUCCGAAUCUUGGAUCACAGGAUACUGGUCCGACUCUUCGGUCAAAUGGACGGCUCACGCGAUCGCAGCUGGUGUGACAGAGGAAGAUUACACUGUCACUGCUAUGUCGAAGAACUCGACGCGCAGCACUCUUGGAAAUACCACUUUGACGGCGCAUAACAGUCCAGACAUUAUCGAGAUCGAUACUGGCAAGAUUGCGGUCGCNUUUCCGAAGACUGGCAAUGUCCUUGUGAAGCAGAUAAAGACGUCGAGUGGUCAGGUUGUUGGACAAGACGGCAAACUCAUCCUUCGUUCACAGUCAUCCGUUUUAGACGACGAAGACAAGCAAGAUCAAUCCGCCCCCGAGUAUUUCAACUUUGAGAGCAAGAUAAACAACGUCACGGUCUCAAAGGACAACACCGCUCGUGCUCUGGUCACUGUUCGCGGUGAUCAGCGACAAGUCCAAGAUGGAAAUUCGUCAGUUUCCGCGCACAAAGAUUGGCUCCCCUUUGUUGUUCGUUUCUAUCUCUAUUCGAACUCGGAGUCAAUCAGGAUCGUACACUCAUUGAUAUAUGAUGGGGUACCCAAGAGUGACUUCGUGCGCGGUAUUGGUCUUCGCUUUGAUGUUCCCCUCGAGGAUGAGUUUUAUGAUCGCCACAUUCGUAUUGCUGGUGUGGAUGGUGGGGUCCUGAACGAAGCUGUCCAAGGCAUCACAGGGCUUAGAAGAGAUCCCGGACAAGCGCUAUCUUCUGAUGGCUUCACUCUGAAGAAGAGGACAAAAGCUGGUCAGUCUUGGAUCAAUAUUACCGGCAGCACACAAGCUGGAGGACUUGCAUAUCUUGGAGGAGCUACAAAAGGUGGUCUUACUGUCGGGCUCAGAAACUUCUGGAAGCAAUAUCCUUCUCAGCUGGAUAUUUCGAAUGCUGCUACAGAUGUCGGUUCGAUCACUGUUUGGCUGUACAGUCCUGCUGCCCAGCCACUGGAUAUCAGGCCCUACCAUGAUGGCUUGGGCGAGACCGACUAUGCAGAUCAACUUGAUGUUCUUGAGAUAACUUACGAGGACUGGGAAGGGGGCUACGACUCGCCUUAUGGAAUCGCAAAGACAAGCGAACUCUUCCUCUUCGGCUUCGACAGUACUCCUGAGUCUGAUUCUCUUGCAACUUUGACCGACUACAUCAACUCUCCAUCUGUUCUCAUCGCCGACCGCGACCACAUCGCUCACUCAGAAGCUCUCGGGACUUACUGGCAGCGCCCCAAGAACAGCAGUGCAUCUGCUCAAUCUCUCGAGGAUCAUCUUGACUUCCUUACCGACUUCUACCAAGGUCAAGUGUCUCAGCGUAAGUGGUAUGGCUUCUGGGACCACGGCGAUGUAAUGCAUACGUACGAUGUCGAUCGCCACGAGUGGAGAUAUGAUGUCGGAGGCUAUGCUUGGGACAACUCAGAACUGUCCCCCAACCUCUUCUUCUGGAACCAAUUCCUUCGAACCGGACAAGCCGAUCUAUAUCGUUUCGCUGAGGCUCAUACUAGGCACACUGGCGAGACUGAUGUCUAUCACCUUGGUCCUUGGAAGGGUCUGGGAACAAGACAUGGCAUAAACCACUGGUCAGACUCGUCGAAGCAGAUCCGCAUCUCGCAACCACAGUAUCGCAAGGUCUUCUACUAUCUGAUCGGUGGUGACGAAAGAACAGGUGAUCUUCUCACGGAAAUUUUGGAUGCCGAAAAAGCGUUCUUGGUCGUUGACCCAAGGAGAAAAGUUCGAGCUGCGAACAUCACCUACGUCGCCGAUCCAAAGGCUCUUCUCAUCGAUGUUGGUUUGGAUUGGUCAGGACAAGCAGCAGCCUGGCUCAUCGAGUGGGAGCGCCGUGGACCUCGCUGGCAAGAAGCAAAAUCCAAACUUCUCGAAACCAUGAAAGGCAUUGCGAAGUUGAAGAAUGUUUUCGUGACUGGCGAAGCGCUUUAUAACCUCUACAACGGCACCAUCAGCCCCCCAUCCCAAGAUCCUGACAACAAAGGCGUGGUCGCGGUAUCUCAUCUGACCGCCGUGUUUGGCCUCGUAGAAGUGAUUGCAGAACUGACAACACACUUCGGCGACGCUUUGCCUGCAGACUUUGAACAGGCUUGGUUAGACUACUGCUAUUACUUCGGCGCCAAACAAGCAGAACAGAAAGCCAGAGAUGGCGAAGCCUUUGGCAAAUUGAACCUCUACCAAGGACAUUCGCGCUUGACAGCCUACGCUGCGAACAAACUGCACAAUGCGACGUUGGCUGCUCGCGCUUGGAACGAGUUUCACAACACUGACGGGUUCAAGGCAGAUGCGCCAUGGAGGACUGAACGUAUAGAGGGGAGUAAAGUACUUUCCCCUGUCGAUGAAGCAGCUUGGGUGAGUACGAAUGAUGUAGGCCAGUAUGGGUUGGCGGCGAUAAAAAAUCUGGCUUUGAUCGGCGAGUAUCUGCCGUAG